CCAUCAGGCACAAAAAAGCAAGAUUCGUCUCUGCAGAGGCCGACAAACACUUGGCCUGGCAAACCAAAACAACAAGCAAACAAAUUUGCAAGGCUUGGGUCACUUAGCCCAGGCAAUCAAUCCAGCAAGUAAGCCUCACCUGCACGUGUCAGCAGAGCGAACGAGCUCGUAGAGUGUGGGGUAAUUCCAAUUCUUGUUGCAUGGCACAGUCAGUCAGUCAGUCAGUCAGUCAUGUAGCUACUGCACACUGCAUGGCACAUGCAAGCCUGGAACUGGAACCAAACCAAACCAGACCAGAAGCGGCGGAUGUCAUCCAUGUCAUGUCAACGACUGCCAGAUACCACCCUGACUAACUACCAGACUUCGACUCCAUUACCUAGUCAUGUGUGGUACGCACAUUCAAGAACUCCAACUCCACCUCGGGGAGAACCACCUCCAGAACCCCAGGGCUGCCAAUCCAAACCCCCAGUUUCGAUCCCAACCAGGGAAACCUAUGUAGAUACUGUGCCUGAAUCACCGACCUGUGCCCUGCAUCACCCCAAGCUUAACCCCUCCCCUCUUCCUCCUUCUUGCUGCUCAGUUCGCCGACUGGGGAAGGGAAGGGAUGCACCUGCACAUGCCUCACAGCCCACCAAGACAAUCAAACAGCAAGCAUCUCUGGCAUCUGUCCUGCAUAUCGUUUCCCCUUCCGAGAUACGAGACAUGACAGCGCAUGUGGCAUGGCAUGAGCAUGGCAUGUACUGGACCGUACGCGCGGUGGCCGUCUCCGUGUGAAUUAUUCGGCAGUGCAACCAACCCAGGCAACCCAACCCCUCUGUGUAACAUCACGCAGAACUGCGGUAUGCUUAUUUCACGACUCGCGCAAAUCAAAGCUUAGCAGGCGGUGUACUCCGUCGGUGGAUUGGAUUGACAGCCGGAAAAAGACACCAGGAUACCCGACAUCAGGUCGUCCUACCCCUCC
Messenger RNA from Aspergillus japonicus CBS 114.51, 961 nucleotides. RefSeq lists its product as uncharacterized. Bases 259 to 774 code for a protein of 171 amino acids. NCBI's taxonomy places the organism in Eukaryota, Fungi, Ascomycota, Eurotiomycetes, Eurotiales, Aspergillaceae. The record is from RefSeq and is a predicted model, not a curated record. The transcript has 4 exons.